GCUGGAGUAUUAACAUUAUUACAAGCUUUAGGUAAAGGAUAUCAAGCUGUAUGUAAUUAUAACUGUAAGAAAGCUAUAGAAUAUUUAAACGACCUCCCAGAGCACCAAUACAACACUGGUUGGGUGUUAUCACAAGUGGCCAAAGCUUAUUACGACCUUGCAGACUAUCAUAAGGCAAAAAGACUGUUUGAAGAAAUACGACGUAUGGAACCUUAUUAUAUAGACAGUAUGGAUCUGUACAGUACAACAUUGUGGCAUCUACAACUGGAGGUCGAACUCUCUACAUUAGCCAAAGAUCUCACAGAGCUUGAUAAACAUUCACCUCAGGCCUGGUGUGCUACUGGUAACUGUUUUAGCUUGCAACAAGAGCAUGAUCUAGCUAUAAAAUUCUUUCAAAGAGCAUUACAGGUUGAUCCUGACUGUUCCUAUGCCUACACUUUAUUAGGACAUGAAUAUGUUAUAACUGAGGAGUUAGAUAAAGCUAUGGCAUGUUUCCGUAAUGCUGUCAGAGUUGACAUGAGAUUAUAUAUAGCAUGGUAUGGUAUUGGUCAAAUUUACCAUAAACAAGAAAAAUAUAAUUUAGCUGAACUUCAUUUUCGAAGAGCAUUAUCCAUAAACCCAGAGAGUUCAGUUUUAUUAUGUCACAUAGCUGUGGUUCAACACGCCCAACAGAAAUCAGAGGCUGCAUUAAAAACAUUAGAUAAAGCCAUUGCAACAGAUCCUAAGAACGCUCUGUGUAAAUUCCAUCGUGCUUCCAUUUUAUUUGCUACAGAUAAAGAUACGGAAGCACUAAAAGAAUUGGAAGAAUUGAAACAGAUAGUACCUAAAGAAUCUUUGGUAUAUUUCCUGAUAGGAAAGGUACAUAGGAAAUUGGGCAAUACUCACCUAUCACUGAUGAAUUUCUCUUGGGCCAUGGACCUAGAUCCUCAGGGUGUCAACAACCAUAUAAAAGAAGCAAUAGAUAAACGGUAUUCUACAGAUGCUGAUGAUGAUGAUCCUUUCUUCAGAAUGAGUGAUGGAGGUAAGCAUUUUUUUUUAGCUAUAGGACUGUAA
Lottia gigantea (owl limpet) is the source of this 1053-nucleotide messenger RNA. RefSeq lists its product as hypothetical. NCBI's taxonomy places the organism in Eukaryota, Metazoa, Mollusca, Gastropoda, Lottiidae. Gene Ontology annotation, biological process: cell division. Gene Ontology annotation, molecular function: protein binding. The transcript is spliced from 7 exons. The annotation marks the transcript as partial. The record is from RefSeq and is a predicted model, not a curated record.